Talaromyces marneffei is the source of this 1725-nucleotide messenger RNA. RefSeq lists its product as uncharacterized. The record is from RefSeq and is a predicted model, not a curated record. The coding region runs from base 1 to 1725 and encodes 574 amino acids. The transcript has 5 exons. Lineage: Eukaryota; Fungi; Ascomycota; Eurotiomycetes; Eurotiales; Trichocomaceae.
AUGGAGAUGAACAGCGAGAUCAAACCUCUUCCCGUCACCCUUCUUUCAGGGUUCUUGGGAAGCGGCAAAACCACGCUUCUUGAGCAUAUACUCAAAUCUCCCGAUCAUGGCCUCAAGAUUGCCGUAAUUGUCAACGAUAUGGCUUCUCUCAACAUCGACGCUGCCCUUAUUUCAAACCACAAAGUCUCCCAGACUCGGGAAAAGCUGAUCCAGCUACAAAACGGGUGCAUAUGCUGCACUCUUCGAGGUGACCUACUCGGUGAACUUGCUCGUCUGGCUCGCUCACCAGGUAUGGUGGACUACGUCGUUAUUGAAAGCACGGGAAUUAGUGAGCCUAUGCAAGUUGCAGAAACGUUUACUGCAGAGUUCACUGCGGCCAUGAUGGAGCUUGAUCCCGAGGAGCUGGAUAGCACUGGGCAGGAAGAAAGGAGGAUUCUGGAGGAAGUGGCGGAACUAGGUGGUCUACAAAAACUUGCGAAACUGGAUACAACCGUCACCGUCAUUGAUGCUUUUAAUCUCUUCUCCAACUUCCAUACCGCCGAGUUCUUAUCUGACCGUUACGGAUCCGAUGAGAUUGCAGCCGAAGAUGAAAGGACCAUCUCGGACUUGAUGGUUGAUCAGAUUGAGUUUGCCGAUGUAAUCAUUGUGAACAAGAUCGAUAGCGUGGAUGAGAAAGUCCGUGAACGAAUUCGGGAACUUGUCAAAUCACUCAAUCCAGAUGCCAAAGUCAUCGAGACGAGUUAUUCAAAAGUGAAUGUCGCGGAUAUUGUGCAGACUGGUAAAUUUGAUUUUGUCAAGGCGGCUUCUGGGGCUGGAUGGUUGAGAAGUCUGCAUGAGAUGACGAUGAUGAAUGUGGCAGAUGGAAAGAAGAAACUUGCACCAAAGCCGGAGACUCUUGAGUACGGCAUCAACAAUUUUGUUUACUCGGCGAGACGACCUUUCCACCCUCGUCGACUCUUUGCCCUCCUCCAUGACAAGUUCAUUUUACUCCAGGGCCGCGAAAACGAGACACCCGAAGACGUUAACGAUGAGGAUGGCGAUGGCGACCAGGAGAUGAACGAAGCAGAAGAAGAUGAUAAGGGAUCGGUAAUUGCCGAUUUCGAUCAGCUCGAACCAUCUGUGAUUCUAGAAAACAAAAAAGUGCACCCAGCUUUUGGUCCCGUACUCCGGUCCAAGGGAUUCUUCUGGCUUGCAACUCGAAGUCUACAGUUUGGUGAAUGGAGCCAAGCCGGUGGUAUCCUGACCGUUAGCUGCGGCGGAGUUUGGUUCUGCGAGCUUCCCCGUGAGAUAUGGCCCGAUGAUAAGGAUAUUAUCCAGUCAAUUGAGCGAGACUUUGCUGGUCAGUGGGGAGAUCGUAGACAGGAAAUCGUCUUUAUCGGAGAAGGAAUUGAUGCUCAUCAGAUCUCAGAGGCGUUGGAUGAGUGCUUGUUGAACGAUAAGGAAAUGUGGCAGUGGGAAAGGAUUAUGAAAAAUCCGAAAAUGUCUCCAGCGCAAAAGGAGGGGGCAUUAAAUGAGUUGUGGGAGGACGGUUGGGAGGAGUGGCCUGACGUGGAUGUGGUCGAUGUUGAUGAGGACGAGGAUGAGGAUAAGGAUAAGGAUGAGAUGCAAGUUGAUGUCCAGAACGACGUUAGCAACAGACAGAAACGUCAAGUUAGCCAUUAUUUGGGCAAUGGACACAAGCAUCAUGGUCAUCAUCAUGGCCAUCCUCAUACUAUCCAAGCUUGA